UUUCCAGGUGGCCGCGCAUCGCGGAGGAGGCCGUGCCAGAUGACAGGGUAGAGGAUGGUCGGGCUGGCUGGGCUCGGGACGCUGCGGCGCCGGCACGGCCUGCUGGGCCUCGUCGUGCUGGCCGCCUUCAUGUCCUGCAGCAUGAUGGUGCUCGUCUCUGGGCCGGACCUGAGCUCGGAGCAGGCGCUCGUCCGGCGGGUGGCGGAGCUGCAGGCGCGCUCGCAGCACCUCGACGCGCUGUACCGCUCGCGCAUCGCCGACAUGCGGGGCCUGUCCCAGCACCUCGGCCACCUCGUGUCCUCCGUCAACCGGUCGGGGUCGCUCAGCGUUGAGACGCAACAACUGAUGCGGAACCUGAGCGCCCUCCGGCUGAACCUGGACGACCCGGGCAACCAGCCGCUGCAGCUGCCCAACGCGUACCACUUCAUGCCGCACCUGCUGGACGGCCCGGCGGGCCCGGGCAGCUCGGCCUCGCUGCGGCCCGCCUUCUGCAUGUGCAGCGCGCGCCGCAGCGGGGUGUCCAUGGUGCUGGGCGUGCCCACGGUGCGGCGGCAGGUGCAGAGCUACCUGCUGGCCACGCUCGACAACCUGGUCAACUCCAUGACCCCCGAGGAGAGCAACGACACCCUCAUCGUCGUGUUUGUCGCGGAGACCGACUUGGAGUACGUGAAGCAGGUCGCUGCCCAGAUCAAGGACCAGUUCGAGAGCGAGGUGCAGGCCGGGCUGAUCGAGCUCAUCUCACCGCCCGUGUCGUACUACCCCGACCUGAACAACCUCCGCCUCACGCUGGGCGACUCGAUGGAGCGGGUGCGCUGGCGGACCAAGCAGAACCUCGACUUCGCCUUCCUCAUGAUGUACUCGCAGCCCAGGGCCACGUUCUACGUCCAGCUGGAGGACGACAUCCUGGCCAAGAAGAACUUUAUCUCGACCAUGAAAAACUUCGCCCUCGAGAAAACGGCGCAGCGCGAGCCGUGGUUUGUGCUCGAGUUCUGCCAACUCGGCUUCAUCGGGAAGAUGUUCAAGUGUGUGGAACUCCCUUGGCUGGUUCAGUUCUUCCUGAUGUUCUACAAUGACAAGCCCGUAGAUUGGCUACUGGACCAUGUUAUUUUCACAAAAGUUUGUAGCCCUGAGAAAGAUCAGAAACACUGCAAAAAGGCUAAGUCAGAACUCUGGAUACAAUAUAAACCAUCUCUGUUCCAACACAUUGGAACUCACUCCUCAUUACGUGGAAAAGUUCAAAAGCUAAAGGAUAAACAAUUUGGUAAGGUGGCUUUAUUUCACCCCCAUUGGAACCCACCAGCAGCUGUUGAAUCUGAUAUCAAACCUUACAAGCAGUAUAAUUUGCAGAAAGCUUACUUAGGAGAAACCUUUUUUUGGGGUCUAUUACCCCAGCCGGGUGAUACCCUGACUUUUCGCUUUCAUUCGCCAAUUUUCAUAAAAAGAUUCUUAUUCAGAAGUGGAAAUGCAGAGCAUCCUUCUGAUCGACUUUAUAACACAUCUGUUGAAGUGAGACCAGCAAAGGUCAAACAUUUGGAACCUGGUCUUGGAUUCAAUGUUACGCAUGAUGGAUUUGUAGUAGUAGGGCAAUUUGAUGGCAUGGGAGUUUGUGAAGGUAAUGUUGAUUUCACAUUAGGGCCCAUCUCUGUCUUACGUAUUUACAUUCACUCUGAGAGUGAUAAGUGGGCUAUUCUUAGUGAGAUUCUUAUUGAAGCAGACAAUGGCAGAUGACAUUUAAGUUCAAACACACCUCACAAAGAUCGAAAACAUUUUUACAGAGUUUCAAGAGGUCGUGUUUGAUCAUGUGAAUCAGAAAUAUUCUUGUUAGGUCACUGUUUUAAUGAACAUAAUGAAUCAAUUGAUUAAUAAGGAUAAAAAUGUAUAAGACUGUGGAGCUGGAUUAUUUCUAAAUCCUCCAGUAAUUUGUGAGCUGACAGAUAAUGCCUAAUCCUUCUGUAAAGGGACCUCUUAAACAUCUGAAAAAUGGUCACGCGUUUGAAAAUUUAAAUUCAACUCUUUACUUUUACUGUCUGAUUGCUGCUGCCAAACAGGUGCUCUUUAACUUCAACUUAGAAUUUUUAUGCUAAAAAUAUUGAUUGAAACAGAUGAAAGUGGAGAUGCACUACAUUGUGCAAUGAAUUAUUCUAUUUUUAUGUAGAAUUAUCAUGAAGAGCCGAUGCUAGCUCAAAUUCUGGCCAUGGAAUUGUGCCAUACUUAAUACUACUGUGAUAUCCAGUCAGAAUGGAUUGGACAAAUUGGUUCUGUGCUUUUUGUUAACCCUGUAUUUUUUAACUAUUUUGAAUUUUUGUUCAGUUAUUUGAUUUUGUUUCAAUUUUGUUCUACAUAUCUGAUUUUUUGGUUUAAAUGUUUCUUGUUCUGGAAUUGGCAGGGUAUAUUUCUUAAGAUUCUGUACAUCAAUUGGAGUAGUGAAGGAAGGGUUAUUAAAGGAGAAAAAUCUUUAUUUAUUCUUCUUGAAAAGAGAGGGAAGUCUUUUUAUCCUAUGUGGUUGUGUUUUAGAUCAUUUGAAAGGUGCAUUUUGAUAUUAUAAGUUCAUAUACAUGUACAGUCAUAUCAUGUAUCUAAAUGCUGUAUGUGUUGUAAAACAAACAUUUGAUGCAGGAGAAGUUGAAAGAGUAUCACCUGUUUUAAUUUUAUAUUGUUUAAAAUUUUUGUAAGUGUGUGUGAUUUUUGCUACUCCGUUAUAUAUGAUGAAAUGUUGUGAAUAUUGCCCCCUUGCCUGUUGUGCUUCCUUAUCAAAUAAAUGCCAAACCUAUUAUUGUUGAGGUAUCAUGGUUUUCUUCAUUCUGGCUGGUACUGAGUGUAGAACUUUUUACGUUGAUGUGGAUCUAUAUUUGAAUUUUUAUUACAGUUCAUUUCAAACUCAAAUAUUUUUGGUGGCUUUACUACCCCUCCUAUUUUCUGUAUGUGGGACCACAAACUUAUAUGUGGUGAAAUUGUAUUCUAAAAUAGCUUCCAAGCGGCUUGUCUCUCUUGCAAUUCUGAGGAAACAUUAAAUAUUCUGUGCCAUACUUUUUGAUCAAAAGGCAAACCCCAUUCAGGAACCCACCAGGAAUUACAGAAACACAUGAUAUUUUGUGUUCAGUUGUCUACUUAAUUAUUUUAAAAAUUCUGUUUAAUUUAUAUUUGCCAUGCUGUUUAUGUUGAAAUCACUGUUGUGUUAAAGGUGUUGAAAGCAAUUUUCUGUAGUGAGAGGCAAGUGUCAUGUUUUUCAAUUGAUUUUUUGUCUAUUAUCGGCUGUGAUGUUGAUUCUCUUCAACCUCUUACUGUUAUGAAAAAUAUGAGGAAGGAGAAGUGUUCAAACAAAAAGCGUGUUCAUUAAUCGUAUUUCAAGUUUUUUGCUGGAAAGGGAAUACCACAUAAAGAACAAAAUAUUAAAUAAUGGUUUAUAAGCUUUCAACUCAUUGAAAGCUGACAUACUCCAAUAACGGAAAACAACAAACAACUAAGAAAUAACAAUAAACAAGAACAACAAAAAACUUAAAAAUAUGUAUUGGAAAGUCUCCAAUUAAAAUUAUGUAUGUACAAGAUUGUUUGUACUAUCCCGUAUUGUUAUGAUGAUUUAGCUGAUUUUGGCGAAUUUAUCUUUUCCUAGUUUGGUAGAUUGAAAAACUAUCAAGGCUGUCUGGAAAACUCUAUCAUCUUUACGAACAUGUGUGUUAAAAGAUAAUUUAAUUUUUGUGUGUGAAGUAGAAAAUGGACCAAAUUACAUAGAUGUAAAUAAAUCUAUCUUCUUAA
Messenger RNA from Frankliniella occidentalis (western flower thrips), 3753 nucleotides. RefSeq names its product alpha-1,3-mannosyl-glycoprotein 4-beta-N-acetylglucosaminyltransferase A (gene Mgat4a). Lineage: Eukaryota; Metazoa; Arthropoda; Insecta; Thysanoptera; Thripidae. The transcript has 10 exons. Gene Ontology annotation, molecular function: acetylglucosaminyltransferase activity. Gene Ontology annotation, cellular component: Golgi stack; endoplasmic reticulum; endoplasmic reticulum-Golgi intermediate compartment. Bases 55 to 1728 code for a protein of 557 amino acids. The record is from RefSeq and is a predicted model, not a curated record. Gene Ontology annotation, biological process: protein N-linked glycosylation.